AUGUCAACGAAGAGCCCCAAGUUAGUACUCUUUCGCGGCUGGCCCGAAAAGGGGGUCUACAGCUGGUCCCCCUUUGUGACAAAAGUCGAGUUUCGGUUUCGGCACGCUGGAUUGGCCUAUGACGUCGAAGCCGGUUCGGUCAAGGUUGCACCGAAGGGUAAAAUCCCCUAUGUUGAUCUCGGGCCCCUUGAAGUCGAUAGCGAAAAGGGGCACUCUUUCCUGGGAGACUCAACGUUCAUCAUUCAGAGGCUCUUAAGCAUGGGUCAUCUUCCGGAUCUCAAUGAGAGCUUGCCCAAACAACUGAGGCUGGAAGAUCUUGCUCUUCGAGCUCUGCUGGAAGACAAGUUGUAUUUCUACCAUAUGCGCGAGCGGUGGCUCGAGAACUUCUACGUCCAAAGGGACAAAGCUCUGUGGUCGAUGCCGUUUCCAGUCCGCGUACUUGUUGGAUAUCUCAUCUCUCGGAGCAUCACAAACACCUUGCACGGUCAAGGAGUCGGACGUCUGAGUGGCGAAGAAGUGCGAAGCCUGAAGACGGAGAUCUGGCAGACGAUCGACAACGUUCUUGAAUGUAGGUUGCGACAUGCUUCGGGUGAUCAUGACCUUGUUUGGCUGCUGGGAGGUGAACAACCCACUGAAGCCGAUGCAACCAUGUUCGGUUUCAUAACUUCUGUGCUCGUCAGUGACAGCGCUCCAGAGUCAAAGAAGCUUGUAAAAACCUUCUCAAGCGUCGUCACGUACGCAGAAAGGAUACACAAUCACUUCUUCCCGGAUUACGAGAAAUGGAGAUGA
Molecule: messenger RNA, 789 nt
Organism: Cladophialophora psammophila CBS 110553
Lineage: Eukaryota; Fungi; Ascomycota; Eurotiomycetes; Chaetothyriales; Herpotrichiellaceae
Exons: 3
Coding region: 1-789 (262 amino acids)
Source: RefSeq, a predicted model, not a curated record